AUCUCCCAGCCGGGGCGGAGCCGGACACACGUGCUGCCGGUGGGCGGCCCGAUUCCGUCACUUCCUUCUCGUCGCGUCCCGGUUCGGCCCGCAGUGAUGGCCUGAUGUAUACGCUGAGCAAGACAAAGAGCCUUUCAUAGUUCCCUACCAUCGAGGACCUGAAAGAAGUACAAGCCAUUGACUCUCCUGACACUCAGUAGACUACAAUUUGGUUUCCAGAAUGUUUUAUGAAUGUGAAGACUCUGAGGAGAGUGAUGCAUAUGAAGAUGAACUUUACCGUGAGGAUUCAUCCUCUGAGCCAAGUAUUGACAGUGAGGUGGAAUUUCAUCUCUACAGCCAGGUCCACUAUUCCCAAAAUCUGUCUGAAAUCGGCUCAGUGGAGGUGUCUGAAGAGGCAGAAGAUGCCGUGGGAUUCACAGAUCAGAGUCCAGGUCUAACUGUGACACCACUUGAAGACAAGAAUAUUGUUGAACUGCCUGACCCUGAUGGUCAGAUUUCUGAUGACCCUGAGAUCAUUGUUUUGUCUGAUACGCCAGAGGAAGAUAGCGUUUACAAUAGCAAAGCACAAAAGUCAACAGGCUCUUUAGCUGAAGGUAAAACACGUAUCCAUGGAUCUUCUAAAGCAAAUCGUUCCAAAGCCACUGAAUAUGAUGCUCCGUAUCCUGCUGGAUCAGACACAGAGUUUUCAGGGCAAGGUCCUGGUGGGAAACUUACCUCCAUUAGCUCAGGACCUCUCAGCAACCAAGAGGUGAUGGUAAUAGAUGAUAGCUCAGACGAUGACGAGGAGAGCGUGAUUUCUGAAAGCGAUGAUGUUGAGAGCUGGAUGCUUUUGGGAUGCAGUGCAGAUGACAAAGACAAAGAUAUAAUGUUGAACCUUGAAGGCUGUGCAACUCCCACUGAGGAAGGAGACGCUGAUGUGGACUGGUCCAUCAGUAAUAAAGACCUACAGGCACAGAUUUGUAACUAUGCAAGUGUGAGGCGUGCAGGUGUUCGGUACUACACAGCCGACAAAAAUCUUACCUGCAGAAACUGUGGCAGACCAGGGCAUUUGUCCAAAAACUGUCCCAUUCCAAAGAAAACUCCCCCUUGUUGCCUGUGUGCAGAAAGAGGUCAUCUACAAAACACUUGUCCAGCACGGUAUUGUUUGAACUGCUGUUUGCCCGGCCACUAUUUUAGGGAAUGUCUUGAGAGAUCCUACUGGAAUAAGCACUGCAGUCGCUGUGAUAUGAAGGGGCAUUAUGCUGAUGCUUGCCCAGAAAUAUGGAGGCAGUAUCACCUAACAACAAUCCCUGGACCAAUCAAAGCAGCCAGCUCCCAGUCCGAGCACUCCGCAGCCGCCGUGUACUGCUACAACUGCUCCCGGAAAGGACAUUUUGGAUAUGAGUGCACGGAGCAGCGCAUGCGCGGAAGCAUGUUCCCUGCUUCUCCAUUCAUCCACUACUACGAUGAUGAAUAUGACCUCAAGAGGAGAGCAAACAGAUUGAAAAGAAAGAUUGCAGAACUGCAGGAAGCCGGCCUUCUGCCAGUACAGCCUGAGACACCACGGCAGGAAGGAAUGCAUGGAGGGCGCAGCUGCAAGAAAGAGCCGUGGGAGGAGCACAGUAAACGUAACAAAGAUGAGUAUCACAAGAGGAAGUCAUCAUCCUGGGCAGACAAACAGAGAGCAAAGAAACACAAAAGUGAUGUUGAGAGGGGCCAUGAGAUGGAGGACGACUUCCCUAGAGGGCAUCAUAAGAAGACAUCCAGGGGUAGCAAAAAACAUCACAAGUCCGUUCUGCGGAUACAUGGCAGCAAGGAGUAUAGCCAGCAACUUCUGGAAGCUGCUAAAAGGAAGAAGAAAAGGAAAAAACAGAGGGAUUCUAGCCCUGAUGUCAAUGAGAAUUUAUUCCUUAUUAAACAGAGGAGGAAAAAGUCUAAGAAGUCAUCCGGCUGGUAGGAGGUAGAUGGGUAGCACUGGCAGUUACUGGUCCUGACUCUGUCUGUUUUUUGUUUUGUGACUCUUUACACACUGAAUUAGAGUAUGUCUCUGAGCUGGGCUGGAUAUGCCCAGGCUUCAGUCACACGAGAAGCAUCUCUCUCUACUUCCAAAAGAGAUGCUUUGUCUGUUGUGCACUGUUCACUUGGCAGGUAGCGUUUGAUGUUUGUGUCUGGAAUAACUGCACUUUUUCAGCAGUCCUAGAGUAAGUUUGCUUUAUGUGUUGUAGCGUGAAGGGCCGGGCUGGGGAAGGCCCGUGCUGCUUUGGGUAGGAUUUCUUUCUUUUCUGGUGAGAUGUAGCUCUGAUAGCAGGAUCUUGGCACAGUGCAGACACUGAAGGGAAGCUUUCACAUUAGCAGGAGCUGGGGUCUAUGUGUGGAGAUGUGCACGUUCCCAUCAGCCACUCUCCAGAGUUCAGUCCUGUCUCUUCUAGAAGGUGCUCUGAAGGUGUUGCUUUACGCUUUGGGAAGUGACAGUCUCCCACCUCACCCUGCAAUGUAGAGCCACCACCAUCAGUGCCACAGCUCCAGGUGCCAUAUGUGGUCAGUCUCUGACUGACUGCAUUCCAUCUCUCUGCUGACUGUUUAGAACAGCAGGAGAAAGCAGCUGAGAAAAUAUAUCAGAGUUUACAUCUCAUGUUAGAUACGUCUCUGUUCUCCUUGAUGUGGGAGGUGUGUCCGCAGAAAUGGUAGAGCAUGGAAAGUGUAUUUGAUUCCAGGCACAGUGCUCUAAAAUUUAGUAAUUAAAUUUAUUUGUAAGACAGUUAUUUUUGUACUCUGAAAUUGGACAUUUAUGUUGUUUAAAGUUUUGUAAUAACAAAUACUUGACCAAAUGAAUAAUCCAAAUAAAAAUUCACAUGGGGAUAUCUAAAACCAC
Molecule: messenger RNA, 2851 nt
Organism: Coturnix japonica (Japanese quail)
Lineage: Eukaryota; Metazoa; Chordata; Aves; Galliformes; Phasianidae
Gene: ZCCHC7
Product: zinc finger CCHC-type containing 7
Biological process (GO): TRAMP-dependent tRNA surveillance pathway; nuclear polyadenylation-dependent rRNA catabolic process; nuclear mRNA surveillance of mRNA 3'-end processing
Cellular component (GO): TRAMP complex
Molecular function (GO): zinc ion binding; RNA binding
Source: RefSeq, a predicted model, not a curated record